Rhineura floridana is the source of this 7338-nucleotide messenger RNA. It is a transcript of the gene RNF43, whose product is annotated as ring finger protein 43. Bases 1758 to 4190 code for a protein of 810 amino acids. Gene Ontology annotation, biological process: Wnt receptor catabolic process; ubiquitin-dependent protein catabolic process. Lineage: Eukaryota; Metazoa; Chordata; Lepidosauria; Squamata; Rhineuridae. Gene Ontology annotation, molecular function: frizzled binding; ubiquitin protein ligase activity. The transcript has 9 exons. The record is from RefSeq and is a predicted model, not a curated record.
AGAGAGCAGAGAGCACAAGCUACUAACCACAGGUUUUUUGGAGGGUUUUUUGCCUCCAAGGAGCUGAUCCAGUAGGGCUUUUUCUGGAAAGAAAACUCUCCCACGGCCUCUGCAGAACUGUCCAAGUCCACUCCACCACACGGCUCCCUGCUGCUCCUUUGAAGAAUGAUCACAUUCUCCCUAAGAACAACCUUCUAAAGUUUGCUGCCGGAUUUCUGCUGUUUCGAGCAACUUUUUUCUUGUUCUCUGCUUAGACUUGCUUACACUAUCCGCUGAAAGAAGGGGAGACUGUUCUGCUCAAACUCAAAAGGAGUUUUCAGAAGUACUCCUGGAUUCCUAGCAAGACUUUUUAGGUUGCUUUGGAAGCUAGAUUUCUGCCACGCCUGGCCCACGAGCCUUCAGCCUGGAGUCCUUUUUUCCUUCUGAUUCAGACUGUGGAAUUUCACAUUUUCCUGUAUACAACCUUCUCUGAGUCUCCUCACUCUCCCCUUGCCCCCUGAAAUCUGUAGGUAAGAUUCAGCACACAUUUUGAUUUAUAAUUGAAAUAUUUUUUAUCCAGGAUUUGUAGGAAAGCUUCCAGCUGUUACUUAUCCCCCACGGAUUCUUGGAGGCAGACUACAUACCAGGUUUGCGCACCGCUUUAAAUUCUUUUUCCCUUUACUUGAGUGAACAAACAAUUUUGCUGAUAAAUGUCUAUGCCUUUCUGCAGUUUUGAAGAUUUCCUGUGGAUUAUUUUUAAUGUUUAGGAUGCAUUCAUUUAUGCUUUCAAUAAUGCACCUCUAAAAGCGGAUAUAUUAAUUCCGGGAUUUGCACAGGAAUGAAAUAAAACACACAGGUGUCUCUCUGUAGUUGUUUUUCCUGUUUGGGGCCUUUUUAACUUCCGAGAUCUUUUAACUUCAGAUGAAAAACAUCUGAGCAAUGCCGUGUUCCUUUGCUGAAUUUGGGGAGCUGAAGAUUAUACCAUCUAUAUUAAAAAUGACAAAUCGAUGGAAAAUUCCAACCUAGAAAAUUUAUUUUAAUAGCCACAACUAGGUGACUGAAGUGUUGGCAUCAGAGGCAGGCAGAAAUAAACAGAUGAUGAAGAAGCCAACAACAGUGAUUUCAUUUAACACGUGAAAACUGUCCUAAUUCCUAAAUGGAGCCCCUUCCCAGUUGCCCUUGUCCUUUCAUGUUUGGCAUCUAUAGACGAGAGAGACAAAGAUAGUUAAUAUUAUGGGAAAGGCAACUCACCGUUCAGAAGUCAACAAGAGUUGCUAAGGGCAUCUGAUACCAGGGGAUUGGCCCUGUUUGCCAUCCUAGGAUAUAAGAGACUAAAAGGAUUUAGGAAGCAGAGAUUGUCUUCCAUGGGGAACAGUCUCUUUCAGACUGCCGGCUCCAACACUCUUCCCAGAAGGACCCGAGAGUUCUUCAUACCAUACGCGAUUCAUGCCCCUUUGGUUCUGCUUACAAUGUCUGAGUUCAUCUGGAGGAGGAGGAGGAGAAGGACCUGAUCUGGGGUGCUUGUAAUCUUGUGAAGCUCGAGGCCUUUAUACACGUGGCACGAAGGAACCUUCAUUGUGAGGGGGAAGCAAGGAGAGCCUGGAGGAAAGGACGCCAGCAGGUAACUCUCCUUUGCGUCGUGUUUGCCCCGUUGACUGCAGCUGCACGGAGGGCUUUUAAUCCUCAACAAUUUUCCCUGCUGUUGGAACCUGCUGGUGGGGUGAGGAAGCAUUCCUGAGCAGUAUGUGUGGCCAGAGCGCACUGCUGCAGCUGGGAGCAUGAGUGUUGGCCCCCAGCUACAGCUGGCAGUCAUCUGGCCUUGGCUGCUAAUGGCUACACUGCAGAUACGGCUGGGCUAUUCAGGACUGGCUCUGGUGGCAGCCAUGGAAGCCGAGCGAUCUUUGGCCCAGAAGGCAAUCAUUCGGGUGAUCCCUUUGAAGCUGGAGCCCCUCACGCUGGAAGGAGUCUUUGCUAGUGUUGCCGAGGUCACUCCAGCAGAAGGGAAACUGCUGCAGUUCCACCCCCUGUCUCUGUGCAACACCAGUGAGGAUGAACACACAGUCCCAGGAUUUGUCUCCAUCGUCAAACUGGAACGGCCUGAGCGGGAUCUCCACCCAUGCCUGUCGUUGGCCAACAAGGCCAAACUGGCCGGAGAGAGAGGAGCGCGGGCAGUUCUCUUUGACAUCACAGAUGACCAAAGUGCUGCUGACCAGCUGAGGAAUCCACGAGGGCUCAGUCACCCUGUGGUUUUGAUUUGGGGCGCCGACGCUGAACUGCUGAUGGGGGUGGUGAACAACAACCGAGAGGCCCAUGUGAAGAUUGAGGUGAAGGAAAUGCCAGCUUGGCCAGACUAUGAUAUUUGGAUACUCCUCACUGUUGUGAGCACCGUUCUGGUCAUUGUUUUAAUUUUCGUCGUUCGCACCCGUUGUCAGCCAAGCCGAAAUCAGACUAAUGUGCAGGAGGAGACUGUACAAGCCAUCAACCGGCUGGCCACACGGAGGUACCAGGCCCGCCACCGACAAACCCCCACAGGGGACUCUGUCAGCACCUGCAGCUCAGCCCCUGUCUGUGCCAUCUGCUUGGAGGAGUUCAGCGAGGGCCAGGAACUCCGAAUUAUCACCUGCUUGCAUGAGUUCCACCGGCAGUGCGUGGACCCCUGGCUCCAGCAGCACCAAACCUGUCCACUGUGCAUGUUCAACAUCAUUGACCGAGAUUCCUCUGCUUUACUGAGGCAUUCCCAGGAGGAACCACCUAACUCAAGAGUGGGGCAGAGGCCUCGUUUCUUUCGGCAGCACCCGGGACGCGCUUUGUACCAUUUCCCGCGGACUCUCCCUCAAGUGUCCCCCAGGAGUUGCUCUUCCACGAUCCCCCAUGGUCACCCCUUCUUCCACUCCCCAGAGCUCUCCCAGUUGGAUUUUGGGACCAUGCAUUACUUGCCCUAUAGGCCGGUGGGCUUUGAGCCUUGGGGUGGCCACCAGCCUCCUCUUCCCCGAGGCCUGCUAGUUCAGCAGCAGGAUCCUCCGGGGUUCAAGCAGGGCCCGCCUGCCCAUCGUCAGCCCUGCUGGCUGCAACACCCGCCUGCCUGCCAAGGCCUCAGGGCCCCCCUUGCAGCCAAGCUGAGUCGGGCUGCCCCUGCCCAUCGAGGGAUCCGCCACGGACGGCAUCAGCAUCACCACAGCAGCAGCUCCGGGGAGAGUUAUCUCACAGAGCCCAGCGGGUAUCUUCCUGACGGCCCCGGGAGCGACUCCAGUUCAGGCCCGUGCCACGGAUCCUCCAGCGAUUCUAUGCUGAAUUGCACGGACGUCAGCCUUCAGGCCAUCCACGGCAGCUGUUCCACUUUCCGUAGCUCCCUGAGCAGCGAUUACGAUCCCUUUGCCUUCUGCGGCUCUGAGAAGUCAGCCGCGGAAAGCAGACACAAGCCAUCUCCACCUUGGAGGGACCCACGGCGUCGGUCUGUGGACUUGGCGGCAGCGUGCAAGCCGCCACUGGCCAGUAACCACAUCCAUUACCACCACCACCUUCACAGGCACCACCAUUAUGGACGGAGCCCCGUGGGCUGUCCAGACGGUAGGCUGAGCCAGGAACCUGGUCCACGCAAGGCGAAAGCUCCACGAGCCAAGGUGGGAUCACACGGUGCCCAGGUGCAAAAACGGACAGAGAAAAUGCCAUUGCCAGAAGGCGACCCUGCCCUCCCGGCUGCCCCCCUAGCUGGGCAGGCUGCUUGCUCGCUACAAGGGCAACCUGAGCUUCCCGGGGCAGAUAGGCCUGACUUCCACAUAGCAGGCAGUGGUGCUCCUGGGCCAUGGCCGUCUCAGAAACGCUGUUUGCAAAUCCAUCCCGGGAGGAGGAAAUGGAAAUGCCCUCUCAAGACUUCUCAGGUCUCUCUCCCCGAGGACUCCUCUGUGACCCCGGACUGCAGCCAUCCUGGUCCGGCCUCUGGGAACUGCUGCUCCCCAGAGAUUCAGCCUCUCCUAGCAAGCAGUCCCUCCAGGCAUCAUUCUGCCACCUCGCUGCCCUUGGUCUUGGUCGUGGAGCCUCAGGGGCGGGAGGCCGGACUGGGGGCAUUGGACGGCAAGCCCACAUUUCCAGGGGAACCUUCAGGGCUGGAUGCCGUGGGAAAUGACACAAGCUCUUACCUCAACUGCCAAAUUCUGCAACGCUUUCAGGGAUCUAAAGAAGAUAUCCCAGAUGUGUACGAACACUCAGUUUGACUGGAAGUGAACAUCUGUGCAUUGUUGGACUGCCUAAGAGAACUGAAAACGGUGCAGAAAUUCAGCGAGGAGAAUGGACUUCCUUAGAUCCCUUUUCUAUCAGUGGUGUGGCUGUCAGUCAUAGCAAGCUACUCCCGGUUCACACAGGCCCUGCCUCAUCCCCCACGAGUCCGCUUGUAACACCAUGGUUAUGCAGAUUCCCUGACUAACCUGCAACUCAUGUGCCAAACAUAAGCUGCCAACGUCACUUGCCUAUGUUCAGUCAAGGUGCCAUCUUGAAGAUGUUUCCAUGCACUAAAGGGCCAAGGACAGGCGGGUGAAGCUUGGUACCCUUGUUGAUAAUGAAAGGGGAGGGGUGCAAUCGUUCCAAAGUUCAAGGCGGGGGGAAAGCAUACCUUAUCCCAAGGUGCGCUUUUCCCCUUUGCUUCACAACUCUGUGUAAACAUGGUAGCCCUGCUGGCCAUUCCUUGUACCUACCCAUCCCCACCCUGAACACCAAAAUGGAAAUCCCGGAGAGGAAUCCAUUCCCCACACAAAGCAGGGAGGGUGCAAGGCGCUUUUGAGGUCAUGCAGACAAAUCAGCCCAUGCUGGUCCCAUUGAAUGCGCCUUCUGCCACCCAGGUGGAUGAGAAAUAUGUGCGGUCUUGGUUCAUGUAAGAUGUAAGGAUCAAACUCCCAAUUCCUUCCCACUUCCCACCCAGCUACGGUCCUGUGGAGGAAUCAUCCUGGGCCUGUCUGCUUGGGAAUGUUCUUUGUGUUCUUGGUUUUGCACCAAAUUAUUUGCAUGGGGGCAACUCGCACAUAUUGCCUCUUCUCCCCCAGAGGUACAAUGUGGCAUAGGAUAAUUUCACACUUUGGGUUGUGUGGGACUCUUCCUAGCUCCAUUGUGGCUUGCCCAGUCUUGGCUCACAGCUCAUGCUAACUGCAGAUUUCAAGUGCUUUAACUAGUCCUUGGUGGGGGGGAAGGAGUGGGACUCAUUUUGCCUGCAGCACUGAUCGAUGGCUACUUUUGUUUUCCUGGACUACUUUGAGAACUGACCGAGGCGUGGUGGCCCAACACCUUGACCCCUAACCCUAUAGUUGCAGCAUGCAAGCAAGUUCGGUUACCACAAACGCCAAUCUCCCCAUAUCACUUUUGGCCCUAGACUGGCAACUUGGUGUGUGUUGGGGGUACAGGAAGCACCUUUUGGGAGACUGGAUCUCUUAUAGCCAUCAAAGAGGGAUAGCUAGACACUUCCUAAAUGACUUUGCAGAAGCCCCAAGAUUUCAAUUCUGUACAGAGUUUAAAUCAACUUCUGUUAAUCCUCCUCCUUCCCAAUAGCAGCUUCAUACCACAAUAUUAUGGAAACUUCCUCUAAGAUACCUCCCAAGUGGAGUUUUGAUUUCUUUCUAUCCAUGUACAAAUUGGUGGCAAAUCCAAUCCGUUGGAAAGCUAUCACAUUCUGCUUUAACUGUGGAAGAGGAGUUGCAUUUGGUAGAAUAAGAGGGAAAGUUUGUAUGUUUUUCGCAGGGACAUCUUACUGCCAUGGGUGAAUGCAGACAGGCAGCUUGGUCAGAAUAUCUUGAUACAAACAACCUGCUUUCUCAGUAGUCACAAAAAUGCUGUGACAUGUCACCACUUGGUAAAUGGGUGUCUGUAUUCACACAGGAUAUUUUGGAAUGCGGGUAACAUUGUUUUAAAUGUGCCCAUGUGGGGCAAAUGGCAGUACAACCGUGGAUUAUUUUUCCCACUGAGAAAUGAAAUCCUCUGGAACCUGAAGGGCACGUCCACACCACAGAUUUAAACCAGUUUAACAAUUAAUAACUUUCCCCAGGGAUAGUGCAGACUGGGGUUCUGUAAUUUUGCUCACUACGCUACCAUUUCCCAGGAUUCUCUGGGGAGAAAACAGCUGAACUGGCCUAGGAUAUAAGCAUAGCUCUGCUCUCAGUUGCCAUUGAAUACAUAAGAACAUUAACUCCUGAAGCAUUGCAGGGACUUUGCAGGAUUAAAAUGUGAAACUUUGUCCUUCUCUAGAGAACCUGACAAGAGUGAAAGGGGGACAUGGACAUCUUGCUUGAGAGGUGAGCAAGCUGACAUCCAAUUGUUUUUAAAAAACCACAAAGCCAUUAAGGGCUGCCUGCUUGCUUACUGGUCCCUUUUCCUUCAGAGCAGCAAGAGUCAGAAAUUUGGUCAAAGAAGACACAGCUUUGCUGUGUUGCAGGGUCAGAGAGAAACAUGAGAUCUAGAACCUUGGACAUACUAGUGGAAAAGGAGGUGCCUCGUUACCCAGGUUUUGUAGGUGACGGCUUACUCUGAAAGUUGCAAAUGCAAGGAAAGUGCACCUUUGACCAGUUGCAUGUGAUAAGAUCCAUUGGAUCCAUUCCAUCCUGAGAUGUCCUUAAAAGCAUUGUAGGCAGACAAGCAUCAUUUUGAGGCCUUGAGUUGCAUUUGCCAGAGGGUGUCUUGAGCAAAAAGGUGGUAGUGGGGAGCUGGUCAACAUUUCAAAAACAAAGGGGCACCUUAGAGCUAUAAGGCAUGCAACCUAUGGAACAACCACUGCCUUCUUUAUUUCACUGUUUCGAAAUCUUCUCGGAAAGGAUUUGUACGGCACAGAUUUCAGUUUGUCUUCACGUCUGUUUCAGUCAGAGCCAAAGGGGGAGAAAACGACAGGCCGUGGGCCAGGGCUAACAGCCCCAAACUCAUUUGUGUUAGUUCAAGUCAAAGUUUUUCCAAACGGGCAACCAGCAAAGGGGUGUUGGCACCUCUCCCCCUCCUCCAACACCUUUAACUCCUGGUGGUCUGCUCCUUCCUCCUGGAGACCUCAGACCCUUUGAAAUGUGAAUAAGGAAUUUAUUUUUGUACUUUUUACUUGCAUUUCCUGAGUCUAUGUUGCAGGCACUUGGGUACUUUUGUAAACCAAACAAGAAGAAAUAAUGUUGAUGUACAUACAUAUGCAAAACGAUAUAUUUAUGUCUAAAGAGAUAAGAGAUUGUUUGAAUAUGGGGACAUGCUCAAACCUAUUUAUUUUGCUAAUAUAUUUAUCCACAUGUAAAGCUGUUCAUGUGGCUGUUAUAUUUUUUCCCCUCCUGUAUAAAGUCAUUGGGUGCCCAUGUUCAAGAAGAUGCCUCUUCCUCAUUCCUCAGAAAUAAAUUAUUUUUAAUCUCUGUA